Molecule: messenger RNA, 138 nt
Organism: Vairimorpha ceranae
Lineage: Eukaryota; Fungi; Microsporidia; Nosematidae
Exons: 1
Coding region: 1-138 (45 amino acids)
Source: RefSeq, a predicted model, not a curated record
AUGUCAGAACUUAGUGAAAAACUAAAAGGUCUUAAAUUUAUGCAGAAAUCUACGAAGGACACCAAACGAGAAACUGAAAAAUCUUUCAGCACAUUUUUUUGCAAAAACAUUACAUACACGUUUAUUUCUAAAAAGUGA